GAGCGGCCCUGCAGGGAGUUGGCAGGAAAGGCUGGGAACAGCUGCCGGAGGUGACGGAUCGGUGGCCCCGCCCGGUGCGCUGGAAGACGAAGCUUCCAGGUAGCUGUCCGCAGAGUCUGACCCAGAGUACGACGGGGCAGCCGGCGGGAGCCCACGGUCCCUGGGCGGCCUCUUUAAGGGAGGGGGCGGAGCCACGUGGAAGGAUCCCGAGGCUCCAGACUUCCUGAGCCCAGGUACCCCCAGCUCAGUGCAGCCAUGAGUGCCGAGGUGAAGGUGACAGGGCAGAACCAGGAGCAAUUUCUGCUCCUGGCCAAGUCGGCCAAGGGGGCAGCGCUGGCCACUCUCAUCCACCAGGUGCUGGAGGCCCCUGGUGUCUACGUGUUUGGGGAACUGCUGGAUAUGCCUAAUGUUAGAGAGCUGGCUGAGAGUGACUUUGCUUCCACGUUUCGGCUGCUCACGGUGUUUGCUUACGGGACAUAUGCUGACUACUUAGCUGAAGCCCGGAAUCUUCCCCCACUCACAGAGGCUCAGAAGAAUAAGCUUCGACACCUGUCAGUCGUCACCCUGGCUGCCAAAGUCAAGUGUAUCCCAUACGCAGUGCUGCUGGAGGCCCUGGCCCUGCGGAACGUGCGGCAGCUGGAAGACCUCGUCAUCGAGGCCGUGUACGCCGACGUGCUGCGCGGCUCCCUGGACCAGCGCAACCAGCGGCUGGAGGUCGACUACAGCAUCGGGCGGGACAUCCAGCGCCAGGACCUCAGUGCCAUCGCCCGAACCCUGCAGGAGUGGUGUGUGGGCUGCGAGGUGGUGCUGUCCGGCAUCGAGGAGCAGGUGAGCCGCGCCAACCAGCACAAGGAGCAGCAGCUGGGCCUGAAGCAGCAGAUCGAGAGUGAGGUUGCCAACCUGAAGAAAACCAUCAAAGUUACAACAGCUGCCGCCGCUGCGGCCACAUCUCAGGACCCCGAGCAGCACGUGACGGAGCUCAGGGAAGCGGCUCCAGGCAGCAACCAGCGCCAGCCCAGCAAGAAAGCCUCAAAGGGCAAGGGGCUCCGAGGGAGCGCCAAGAUUUGGUCCAAGUCGAACUGAAGGGACUGUUGUUUCUUCCGGGAUGUGGGGUCCUAGCUGCCUGCCUGCCCCUUAGGAGUCCUCAGAGAGCCUUCCUGUGCCCCUGGCCAGCUGAUAACCUGGGUUCAUGACCCGUCACCUCCCUUCUUCUCUCCCACACCCCCAAGCAUAGAUCACACCGUCUCUGGGGGUGGGGGGGGAGGCAAGUACAAGUCAUGUUUUUGUUGGUA
Messenger RNA from Balaenoptera acutorostrata (minke whale), 1292 nucleotides. RefSeq names its product COP9 signalosome subunit 7A (gene COPS7A). NCBI's taxonomy places the organism in Eukaryota, Metazoa, Chordata, Mammalia, Artiodactyla, Balaenopteridae. The coding region runs from base 256 to 1083 and encodes 275 amino acids. Gene Ontology annotation, biological process: COP9 signalosome assembly. The transcript has 8 exons. The record is from RefSeq and is a predicted model, not a curated record. Gene Ontology annotation, cellular component: COP9 signalosome.